AUGCCAACUUUUCUUACCGGUUUAAUCAUUGGUGGAGCAUACAUACAUGAUUGUCGGGAUGAACCUCGACUACCUGUCUGGUCAGUGGUUCUCGGUGCAAUUGGAGUAGGCACCUACUUGGUGAUAAUUGGUCUCGUUUUAGUUGUUAUUCGAAGAAGACAUAAUGAAACGAAUAGUUACAGACAAUUGCUAAUCACCGCCUUGGGUAUAACAAUAUUCUCUAUGCUCUUUAUCCUCAUCUGGGGUAUUAUUGGUAUCAUUUGGACUUUCAACUUGAUUAAAUCGACCAAUCAUCAAAAUGAAUCUGUUAUAAUCAAUUGUAAUCAACAUGCAUUAAAUUAUGCUCGGGGAAUACCAUGGUUCUGCAUAACUCACCCGAUGAGCUUAGAAUUAUUCUUCAUUGAAAAGAAAACAUUAUCCGCAAAACUUGUGUAG
Rotaria sordida is the source of this 435-nucleotide messenger RNA. The record is from the annotation of a GenBank genome assembly. NCBI's taxonomy places the organism in Eukaryota, Metazoa, Rotifera, Eurotatoria, Philodinida, Philodinidae.